AUGUGCACCAAGACAAGACGUAUCGCAAAAAGCAAACCUGAUAGCUGCACCGAGAAGAAUUUGGAUGCCCCAAGGACGAGUGCAUUGAAUUCAUUCCUUAACGAUCUCAUUCGCGAAAAGAGAGCCGAAUCGGAGGGAACGCAAUUCCGCAUUAUGAUUCUACCUGACGAUGCUCAUGGCUCAGAAGGUGGACUCUUAAGAAGGCGAUCCUCGAGGAUCGGCCGUUACAACUCGGACCCAUUGCCUUCUUUGAAAAAGCGAGGAGGAGGUCGACGAUCUGUGUUGGAUGUGAGCGACCAUACCAAGAGGCUAUCACGUUGGCUCUCCGUUGAUCCCGCUUCAUCUCAAAGCAAGCAAAUCUUGUCCAACUGUAUGGUGCGACAGCCAAUGCGCAUUCCAUCGUCACGACGGAUCAAUGCAGCAUGUUCCAUGUGA
Cylindrotheca closterium is the source of this 435-nucleotide messenger RNA. NCBI's taxonomy places the organism in Eukaryota, Bacillariophyta, Bacillariophyceae, Bacillariales, Bacillariaceae. The record is from the annotation of a GenBank genome assembly.